Zymoseptoria tritici IPO323 is the source of this 966-nucleotide messenger RNA. RefSeq lists its product as uncharacterized. The record is from RefSeq and is a predicted model, not a curated record. NCBI's taxonomy places the organism in Eukaryota, Fungi, Ascomycota, Dothideomycetes, Mycosphaerellales, Mycosphaerellaceae. The coding region runs from base 319 to 966 and encodes 215 amino acids. The transcript is spliced from 2 exons.
UCACUCUGCCAUCCUGUUCUACAAUUCACUCUUUGCUUCUCUACGAACUCACCCGCGGCGAGGAUCGCAAAGUGGACAAACGAAAGCUCAGCUGGAACAGCGCAGCGACGAGCGUAGGAGGACCACCACAGCAUCAUUGGAGGAUGGCAUAGCUUGGACCUUACAGCAAGGGGAAUACAGAAAGUCGGACAGAUCCAGUACGGACCAUUACACCUCGAAGACAAGACCGCAGUCCACCACCUCCUCUCCUACCGCAAUCCUCGAACCAUACCACACUCCAAGCCACGACCAUCUCCAACCACACAAAUCGCUAGAAUCAUGUCCUCCUACCUCUCCAACCUCCUAACCCACACAACCUCCCGCUACGCCUCCCUCCGCCGCACCCUCCUCUCCACCGAAGACGACGGCGACACCCCCGACGACACCCACAUCUGCCGCGUCCUCCGAGCCUACUACACCGAAAAGAACCGCGCAUUCCCCGACUGGCUGCCUCCCGACCCCAACAAAAAAGUCGCCGCACAACAACAACAACAACCCGCAGGAGGAUACGGCAAUAUGACCCAGUCCUCAACUUGGGGUCGCGGACAAGUCGGAGCCCUGAGAGGAGAGGGAAGAGAACCAGUUCAAAGAGCCAGUCUCAGCGAUCUCUGGGACGCACCAGCUGGAGGGACGACGGCGCCACAAAGUUUACGAGCAGCGAGGAGACCGAUGCAGAAUCCCGCUGCCAACGCCUCGGUGGGUGGACUCGCUCCGCCUCCGGUUCAAGGACGUCCGCUCCCGAGUCAGAGGGCGGGGAGUUAUCAGAGUGUGGCGAGUCAGAGCAGUAUUAAUUUGGGCGGGACGGCGCAGGAGAGGUUGAAGGCGAGGUUGUGGGGGGCGGCGAGGACGGCUGGGGCGGGUGGUGGUGGUGGGACGGGGGGUGGAGGGAAUGAGCAGGAUGAUGGUGGGAGGAGGUAUGGACGAUGA